Lecanosticta acicola is the source of this 1568-nucleotide messenger RNA. The record is from the annotation of a GenBank genome assembly. NCBI's taxonomy places the organism in Eukaryota, Fungi, Ascomycota, Dothideomycetes, Mycosphaerellales, Mycosphaerellaceae.
AUGCAGGUUCCUCUCUUACGUCUGCAAUGCGGUGAGUGAAUGGCUGUCUGCAAGCUCAACAGACGACAUUCGCUAAUCAUGACUUGAAAGGUUGCAACAGCUACGAAUGGGGUCAGCAUAUUCAACCAAACGGUUGUUGUUCAUGCUGACACUUCAAAGGCAAGAUCGGCAAGGACUCGGCAGCAGCUCGCUUUGCCUCUGCGACGCCUUCUAGCGACUUUUCUAUCCAGCAAGACAAACCCUACGCAGAAGUCAGUCGCCACCACAGUCCACUUGAAUCUCUUGUUGACACCUCCUAGCUAUGGAUGGGCACACACCCUUCCAAGCCCUCCAAGGACCUGGCCACGGGCCGAACAUUGCUGGACCUCGUUCAAGAUAACCAGGCACUGAUGUCUAGUGCUGUUUCGAAACGAUACCAACAGAAGUUGCCAUUCCUCUUCAAAGUCUUGAGUAUCAACAAGGCUCUAUCGAUCCAGGCUCACCCUAACAAGAAGCUUGCCGAACAACUCCAUGCCAAGGACCCAGAGCACUACCCCGAUGACAACCAUAAGCCGGAGAUGACAAUUGCCAUUACUCCCUUUGAUGGCCUUUGCGGAUUCAGACCAUUGAACGAAAUUGCCCACUUCUUGCAGCACGUGCCGACUUUGCGCCACCUGAUCGGAGAAGAGAAUGCAAGUAACUUCGAGAAGACAGUCAAGGGACGGGAGACUACCGACGACAGCAGCGAGACACAGGCUAACAAGAAAGCUCUUCAAAGCGCCUUCGCGGCUCUCAUGAAGUCGAGCCCGGAAGACAUCGAGAAGAAGGCUCCAGAGCUUAUCAAGCAGGCCAAGUCCGAGGGUGCCAAGUUUGCGGGAGAAGGUGGACCUGCAAACGAUGGCAAGGAGUUGGCUGACCUGAUGGUCCGCCUGAACGACCAAUUCCCAAACGAUAUCGGCCUUUUCGUAACAUUCUUCCUGAACUACGUCAAGCUCGAAGUAGGCGAGGCCAUGUUCCUGAAGGCGGACGACAUCCACGCCUACCUCUCUGGCGGUAAGUAACCUCCCAUGGCUGUGUGAACGACGGUCACUAAUAUUUCGCAAGACAUCAUCGAAUGCAUGGCAUCCAGCGAUAACGUCGUGCGCGCGGGCUUCACUCCCAAAUUCAAAGAUGUCGACACCCUCACCUCUAUGCUAACUUACUCCUACGCACCGAUCAGUGAACAGAAGAUGAACCCAACGGACUUCGCCUUCGUGAAGCUCAAUACCACCGCAUACAGUUCAAACUCCCAAUCUACGCUUUACGAUCCACCAAUCGAGGAGUUCAGCGUGGUCAAGACCGACCUCAAUGCUUCCGGCAGCAAAGCUACAUUUGAGCCCAUCGAGGGUCCUUCAAUCAUCAUCUGCACCAAGGGCCAGGGCAAGAUUAGCGUGGGGCCCAAGUCGGAGGACAUCGAGGAGGGAUAUGUGUACUUCGUCGGCGCCACAGCUGAGGUUGCUCUCGAGAGCAAGGGCAACGAGCCGCUCGUCACGUUCAAGGCGUUUUGUGUGCUCAGUGACGACGGAGAUGGCGUGAGUGGAAAGAUGUGA